UAUAACGUCCAAUACACGCGGGUUCCCUCCGACGACGGCAACAAACCCUUCGCCGCCCACUUCCUACGUCGCCGGCGGACGAUGCCCUUCGCCCCUUUCUUCCAUUCUCAAUUAUAUUCCAGAGCGAGGAGAUUCCAAAGCAUAGGCAAGUCAGCGCAGCCACCGGCCUCCCGCAUCACCCACGUUUUCGCGCAGUGUGGCUGAGCUGGUUAAGUGUCCCGUUCGAUCGGUCCGUCGCAGGAAUACGCGUUGCCCGUUGUGCUUGAACAGUCUACGGUCGAAAGAUUGAUUCUCAACCAGUCCCGUGAAGUCAACCUUACUUACCCUCUGGAAACAAGAUUCCACCUUGGCAUCAGCCGGGAUUUUUUAGCUUCCGGCUAAUUUCUGGAGGGGUUCUAGAGGGCCCAAUUUCAACAGUAUCAGAUCACGUAUUGGGUUCACAAUAAAAUGUAUCUACAGGAGACUAAUGAAGGAGAAUAUAUAGAAACAGUUGAAGAUGAAGAUGAUAGGGAAGAUAUUUUGUUUGAGAAUGAAAGAUGUGGAAUAUGUAUGGAUGUAGUCAUUGAUCGAGGGGCUCUAGAUUGCUGCAAUCAUUGGUUCUGCUUUGCCUGCAUCGACAACUGGGCUACCAUUACAAAUUGCUGCCCAAUUUGUAAAAAUGAAUUUCGCCUUAUCACUUGUUUGCCAGUAUAUGACACCACUGGAAGUGCUAGUGUUGAGAAUUACUUGCUUUCCAGAGAUGAGGAUUGGAGUGUUCAAGGGAAGAACAAUACAUUGUCAUUUCCUUCGUACUACAUCAGUGAAGAUGCAGUUGCAUGUUUGGAUGGUGAUGGUUGCAAGGUUCGAAGUGGAUUGGCAACAAUUGAAGAUGAUUUAGCUUUUGACACAUCAAUUGCUUGUGAUUCGUGUGACAUAUGGUAUCAUGCCUUUUGCGUUGGAUUUCACCUUGAGUCCACAUCUAUCGGUUCUUGGUUAUGUCCUAGGUGCUUAUCUGUUGAAGGAUUACAAAAUGUAGAUCAUGGUCCUGUAGAAGAUCAAGGAGUGAAUUCUGUUUCAAAUGAUCCUGAACUUAGAUGGGCAAUUGACCAUUCUUUUCUUGGAAAGGUAUCAGUAUCUGUUGCUGAUGAUGGAGAAACAGCUGUUGUUGUUUCAAUGGUUCCAAAGAAUCAGAUAGAUGCAAAUAAAGUUGGUUCUUCAUUGGAGAAUCAUGUAAAUACAAACACGAGAAAAGAAAAUGAAACAUCUUUAGCCAAUUCUAAUGUUGAUAAUAUUCUGCUCAAUGUUCCAGUUGAUAAGAUUGCUGGUUACAAUCUUAGAUGUAAUGACUUGAAUUACAGCAAAGACCGAAUUGAUGGAAUGGAUACUGAAGAAGAUAAUAACCGUAAUUGUUUGUUGGAUAGGUCACCUGAAAUUGAACAGCUUGAUGAUGAACUGGAAAAAGUUCCUUCAUCAUUGCCAUCUCUGUCAAGUGCACCUUCCAAUAUUCUUGAUUCAACAACAGGGUUAUCACAAGUUCAACUGCAUGGACCUCUAGAAGAUAAUUUUGCAAAAGAAACAAUGUGCAAUUCUUCUAGAUAUGAUGAGCAUGAUGACUCUUUUUCAUUGUCAUGUGGGUCUUACCAAAAUAUUGCUGAACUUCAUCAAGAUAAAUUUGAUGAGUUAGCUGAUGUUGCUGGCAACGAUUCAUUAGUUAUUAGUAGAAGCUUACACAAUCCAGAGGAGUGUAAUAUGUCAGUAGAUGGGAUUAUCACUAGUUCUGUUGAGGAUGUGGUUAAUGCCAUUUGUCAAGAAGAUUUUAAAGUUGCAUCUUCAGAAAAGGAUAAUACGAUUGAAUCCAGUGCUGGAGUUUCUAUGAAGGAGAAUACAGUUGAAUCCAAUGAUCUUAUAAUGGAUGUAAAUUCCAUAAGCAAGCAAAAUGGAAAGCGAAAACAGGAAUCACAGGUUGAAAUUAAAACUGUGGAGUGUUCAAAGAAACUUAAAUUAGAUAAGAUAUCUCUGAUGAAACCUUUAGGAAGUCAAGUUAAUGCUAAUAUUCCAAUCUAUUCGAAGGCUGUUACAGAUAAUGAAGAUGAUAAUAGAAAAUAUACUGCAAAAGAUGGAGUUCUGCCUCCAGAUAUAAUGAGUAUUGUUCGAGAACGUAAACAUAAACCCCACGAUGGUCAAAUAGGAAGAGUAAACAAACUUAAAGGAAACACAGAUGAUUUGGCUGGGCUUAGAGUGAAGAAGAUCAUGAGAAGAGUUGGAGAUAAGGCAGAUAAGGAAAUUAUGGUUCAGAAACUGGGAAAGGAGAUAGAAGAAGCUAUUCAGGAUAAAACUUCUUGUUCUAAGGAUAGUACCUUUCACAGCCAACUCUUAACAGCAUUUCGUGAAGUGAUCAUGAAACCUAGAAUUGAAGUAACUAAUAAGUUUGAGCCUAAUCUUCGAAUUAGGAAACAAUUACUCAAAAAAGGAAAAAUACGUGAAAACUUGACCAAAAAAAUUUAUGCUACAACAAGUGGGCGGCGAAGACGAGCUUGGGACAGGGAUUGGGACAUUGAAUUCUGGAAACACAGAUGUCCUAAAGUAAAGCCUGAAAAAAUUGAGACCCUGCAGUCGGUUCUUGAGCUUCUAAAGAAGGUAUCAGCUCCUUGCUCCGAGAGUAUGGAUUUGGGUCCUGAAGGAGAUGCAAAAAAUUCCAUUUUAUCUCGAGUAUACUUAGCUGAUGCAUCAGUUUUCCCAAGAAAGGAUGAUAUCAAGCCUCUCUCUGCUGUGAUUGGCGAGGAGAAGGAUAAAAUUCUUGCUAAUGAUGCUUCAUGUGAUGUUGUUGCCAAUAUAACAAAAGGUUCAAAGCUCCAGACUAAAUCACAACUGUCAGGUAAUGAGGGAAAGCAUUAUUGUGCUCCAGUUGCUCUAAAACAAAAAUCAGGAACUUCUCCAGUGUUGGCUGCAAGUAUUCUCAAAAGCAAAGCAAAAAAUUCAAAGGAGACAUCUGUUUCUUCAACAAAUUUGAAGGAGACAGAUAAUAAAUCUGCCAUGGACAAGAGUGCUAAAAGGAAAUGGGCAAUGGAAAUUCUUGCUAGAAAGAAUGCAUCUACGAGUUCAAGGGCAGUUCAAGACAUUCAAGUAGAUGGAGCUCUACUCAAGGGAAACUAUCCAUUGCUGGCCCAACUUCCUAGUGACAUGAGACCGGUUCCAGCACCUGGACGCCAGAAUAUAAUUCCAUUUUCAGUCAGGCAGGCACAACUAUACCGCAUGGCUGAGCAUUAUUUAAGGAGAACAAAUUUAUCUGUGAUUCACAGAACUGCUGAUGUUGAGUUGGCUGUAGCUGAUGCAAUUAAUGUAGAAAAGGACAUUUCAGAAAGAUCAAAGAGCAAGAUGGUUUACAUAAAUCUUUGUGCACAAAUUCUAUCUCAGUGCACUAGUCUUCAAUCAGAUGCAACUACAUUUGGUCAAAUGGUACACAAAGAUUGUAGUGUGGAUCAGGGAGUCGAAAAUCCUGAAAAUGGUAAAAAACAGGAUACCGAAGAAACUAUCUCAAAGAUAACACCAGUUGGGUUCACUGAUGUUGAAGAAAUACUGAGAGUUGCUGGUCUUUGCGAUUCUCCCCCUAGCAGCCCUGUUAGAAUUAUAAAGGAUCACAAUAAUGACGUGGGGCCAAAUAGCGAACAUCAAAAAGUUGAAAAUGUCCUUCCCGUUAUCCAUCCUCAGUGUACACAUGAAGAUUCAAAGUUAAAGUUAGAUGAUGACGUAUACUCUGCAUCUUCCAGUUGUGCAAAUUCUUCAAAAGGAUCAGAAUCAGAAAAUGGAAAUGUUACAAUAAAGAGCAUCCUAUCACCCCCAGAAGAACCAUUUAAAUAUUCCAACUAUGAUUCUUCCAAAUCUAAGAGUUCAGCAGAAAUGUUAUCUGUCAAUAAUCAGGAGAAUGGGGUGGUCGAGGCACCAUCUUCCAAAUCUAAGAGUUCAGCAGAAAUGUUAUCUGUCAAUAAUCAGGAUAAUGUGGUGGUUGAGGCACCAUCAUCUAAUUGUUUGAAUUUACUUCAGCAAGACAAUUCAUGUGGCAAAGGAAAUGUGUUAGUUAAGUUUGAUUCUUCAACUCCUAUAUUUCAACAAGAAAAACUCAAUGAACUCUCCUCACCCGAGCCCAACAAGUUGCAUGAACCAAAAAAAGAACCUCUAACAAUAUCAACUGAUGUUAUUGGGGAGGACAGCAAUGUGAUGGAGAGGGAAGAUGCUAGCUCAAGUGGCAUCAUUAAUAAAAAUAAAUGCGAUAGUUCAAAAGAUGGAUCUGCAGUGCCUAAGCUGGAAACCAAUAGCUUAUCUGAGAAUAGUGUUCUUGGUGACGAGGUUCCUCUGAAAGGUGUAUCUUCCAGAGGAAAAAGUUCAUCAGAUUCUUUAAGUUGUGAAGUUGCUCCUAAUGUGGAACUGUCUAAGCCCAGUGGUUCUAGUUCUUCCGAGCCAUCUCAUUCCGUCUACAAAAAGGUUGAGGCAUAUAUCAAAGAACACAUCAGGCCACUUUGCAAAAGCGGAGUGAUUACAGUCGAGCAAUACAGAUGGGUCGUCGGGAGAACCACCGAUAAAGUGAUGGGAUACCAUGGUGAUGCCAAAACCGCUAACUUUCUCAUUAAGGAAGGAGAUAAGGUGAAAAAACUUGCCGAGCAAUACAUCGAAGUUGCUCAGAAAAAAAUGUAGUAGUUUCUGUCAACUUAAAAUUGAGUAUCAAGGUUUUAUUGCCAGAGCUUCUUCUCUUCUCCCUUUCUAAAAUCCAUGAUGUUUAUUCCUCAUCUCUUCUGCAUUUAGAAAUGGCUCAAUGUUAAGGCUUAGUCAUGGCCAAUCUGUCUGUUGUUAUUGCUGUGUGCUCGAGUAAUAUAAUUCUACUAUCCAAGGAGAGUUAUCUGUUAGGGAAAAUUUUAUCUU
Zingiber officinale is the source of this 4893-nucleotide messenger RNA. RefSeq lists its product as uncharacterized. Gene Ontology annotation, biological process: protein ubiquitination. Lineage: Eukaryota; Viridiplantae; Streptophyta; Magnoliopsida; Zingiberales; Zingiberaceae. Gene Ontology annotation, molecular function: ubiquitin protein ligase activity; metal ion binding. The coding region runs from base 448 to 4668 and encodes 1406 amino acids. The record is from RefSeq and is a predicted model, not a curated record. The transcript has 17 exons.